AUGAACGUUAUCACACCUGGCGAAAUGUCCGAGGACACAAUAGACUACUUAGAUGGCGCUUUUCCCGAUCUACAGCAGCACACGGCCAACAACAUGCAAGAAGAGUUGGUGAAAGAUAACCUAUGGAUCGACCCUAGCCCAUCAGAUUUCUUAUCUACUACCACGGUCAUUUCUCCUUCCAAUGAAUCUAUCUCCGACUUGGGUGGUCCCAUCGAAUGGAUAAACGCGUCUACUGAUAUAUAUGGUCCGAUCGACACAGUUCAGACUGGCCUAGAAUCAGACUUUCAAACGAUACAAACUGCCAAUACUAUGCCAACCAGUAGCAGGUUUCAAAUGAUAAAUUCACGGGUGGAGGGCUCCUCGCUGAGAUCACAGAAUGAUGUUAAGCUGGUUGAGCAUUCCAUGCAACCCAGCAAGGAGGUGAAGCAAUUACGUGAGAAGUACCAUGGUAAAUACAAAGAGCGAAAUCGCCAAGCGGCCGCUAAGUCGCGUCGAAAGCAUGAGGAUCUUGUCAGUCUCCUUGAGGCAGAGCAGCGUGAUGAACAGCGGAGACGGGAAAUCAUCGAACUCCAACUCUCGAAUCUGAAAUUGGAAGUUAGCCAACUUCGGGAGGAAUUAAGGCUUCAUAUUCAGCUAUCAGGUUACAUUCGUGCGAAAUGUUAG
This is a messenger RNA of Pyrenophora tritici-repentis Pt-1C-BFP, 663 nucleotides long. RefSeq names its product bZIP-2 multi-domain protein. Gene Ontology annotation, molecular function: DNA-binding transcription factor activity. Gene Ontology annotation, biological process: regulation of DNA-templated transcription. The record is from RefSeq and is a predicted model, not a curated record. Lineage: Eukaryota; Fungi; Ascomycota; Dothideomycetes; Pleosporales; Pleosporaceae.